GAGAUGGAAGUCAAAACACCAUAUAGCAAAGCCAGUAGGAUUCCUGAAACUGUAUCCCCAUUAAUUAAUGAAGAAUUUGUCCUGGUUAAUCAGCAAUCUGAGGACACCUCUGGAAAAGAUGAAAACCCUCAGCUAAAGGUAUUUUCAAAUGGAGAUGAUCAGCUGGAGAAGGCAAUGGAAGAGAUACUUAAGGAUUCUGAAAAAGAUCAAAACGCUUUCAGUGCUCUCCGAGAAGGUUCCAGUGAUGCAAGCAGCCAGGCAGCUGCAGAUGGGUCAGAAGGUCAAACAAAUCAGCCAUCCUUGCACCUUGUUUUAGACCCUUCUACUACAGAAAUCUCUGCACUAAGGCCGUCUUCCCCCAGCAAACCCCUGGAAGAGGACAGCGUAUUGUUUAACAAACUGACUUACUUAGGGUGCACAAAGGUGUCUGCCCCUCGGAAUGAACCGGAAGCUUUACAUGCCAUGGCAAGCAUGAAAUCCUCAAGUCAGGCCCCUUUAUCUGUAACGCUUUAUGUUCCAAACAUUCCAGAAGGCUCUGUAAGAAUAAUAGAUCAGUCGAGCAAUGUGGAGAUAGCCUCUUUUCCAAUUUACAAGGUGUUGUUUUGUGUGCGUGGACAAAAUGGAACUUCAGAGAGUGACUGUUUUGCGUUCACAGAAAGCAGCUGUGGAACAGAAGAGUUCCAGAUUCAUGUUUUCUCCUGUGAGAUUAAAGAGGCAGUCAGCCGAAUUUUAUAUAGUUUCUCAACAGCAUUUAAACGUUCUUCCAAACAAGCAUCUGAUCAUGUUAAGGAUUUUGUUCUUCCUACUCCAGACAGUGAUGUGUACACUUUCAGUGUUUCCUUAGAAGUCAAAGAAGAUGAUGGAAAAGGAAAUUUUAGUCCUGUACCGAAGGACAGAGAGAAAUUAUAUUUCAAGCUUAAACAAGGAGUUGAGAAGAAAGUGGUGAUUACAGUUCAGCAACUCUCAAAUAAAGAAUUGGCCAUUGAAAGGUAA
Apaloderma vittatum (bar-tailed trogon) is the source of this 993-nucleotide messenger RNA. RefSeq names its product rab GTPase-activating protein 1-like. Lineage: Eukaryota; Metazoa; Chordata; Aves; Trogoniformes; Trogonidae. The transcript is spliced from 6 exons. The record is from RefSeq and is a predicted model, not a curated record. The coding region runs from base 4 to 993 and encodes 329 amino acids.